UUCAUUAUCAUCCAUUACGAUUGACAACAACAAACACAUCAGCGGAAAAUGGAAGGAAGCGAUCAAGCUCCACAUGAUAUUGAAAACCCCUGCAUUCCAUUAGUAACUUCAAUGGGCGAGGAAUUGGAUGGCUUGUCUCCCCUCUCCUCUUUGUGUUGCAUUUAUAGAGUUCCUGAACGACUACGGCGUGUGAGUGAAAAGGCCUACACACCUCAGGUAGUCUCUAUAGGCCCACUUCAUCAUGGCAAGGAAGGCCUAAAAGCCACGGAAGAUCACAAAAAGAGGUACUUACAAGAUUAUAUACGUCGGACCAGGGUAAGCCUAGCGGAUUAUGUACAGAAAGUAAAAGACCAAGAAGCAAAACUGCGCAGUUGUUAUGCAGAAACCAUUCAGGUUAGCAGUGAUGAAUUUGUGAGAAUCAUUCUAGUGGAUGCCGCCUUCAUCAUUGAGGUCUUGUUGAGGUAUCGUUUCGAUGAAUUGCAGGAUGAAAAUGACUGCAUAUUUAACAAACCAUAUAUGUUGCAGGAUGUAUGGCCUGACAUGCGGUUGCUUGAAAAUCAGCUGCCAUUCUUCAUUCUUGAGGAACUUUUUGACCCCGACAAAAUCGAAGUCUCUUCUAACAAUAACAAUAUUGAAAGGCUUUCGAUACUCAACCUUUGCCACAAUUUCUUCAAAAAUCUAAUGCAUAUAGAGGGAACAGAUGGCAAUAUGGAGAAAUUAUGUGCUUCUAAAGUUGAACACUUUGUAGAUUUUUGUAGAAAUUUGCAUCUACCUCUACCAUUGAAACCACAUGCUAAAGGACGACUUGAAACUCUAAACACACCCAGCAUCACAGAGUUACACAGAGCAGGAGUCAAGUUUAAGGUGGGAUCACCCAAAAACUUAUUCAACAUAAAAUUCGCUAAUGGGAUUCUAAAAAUUCCAAAAUUAGCAAUAAGUGAUGAGACAGAGCUUACAAUCAGAAACCUCCUCGCUUUUGAACAAUGCCAUUGCAUGGAGAAUUACAUAAACGAUUAUGUUGUCAUCAUGGAUCGCUUUGUGAACACCGCAAAGGAUGUGGAGUUGCUUGUUAAGCAUGGAAUCGUCGAAAAUAGUCUCGGUGACAGUAGUGAAGGGUCUACUCUGAUUAACAACCUUGCCGAUGGGGUCAUAGUGGACCCUAAUGACUUCUAUUUUGCUAUUCUUUGUGCAGACCUCAACAAGUACUGCAGAACGUCUUGGCACAAAUGGCAGGCAAACUUGAGACAAAACUAUUGCAACACACCUUGGGCAACUAUUUCAAUUGCUGCGGCUAUUUUUCUCCUCAUACUCACUUUUAUACAAACAGUGUGCUCUGUUAUCUCUGCUCUGCCUUCUAAGCGUUGAGAGUAAGUCUCUUCUUAGCCGUUUUCUCCUUGUCAUUUCCUUUUGGUCCUCCACAUGACACGAGCUGGGUUUGUCACCAGCCUAGAGGUGCAAGAGAGCUGGAGAAAGAAAAAGUUAGUGUAUAUGUAGAAAAUAUAGCCUCUGUUAGUGAAAGUGAGCUGUGCAUGUAGAGUGAUGGAAGCAAUGUGGUUGUUUUAUUUGUUUCUCUAUGCUUGU
Prunus dulcis (almond) is the source of this 1581-nucleotide messenger RNA. Its product is annotated as UPF0481 protein At3g47200-like. Lineage: Eukaryota; Viridiplantae; Streptophyta; Magnoliopsida; Rosales; Rosaceae. Bases 49 to 1365 code for a protein of 438 amino acids. The transcript has a single exon. The record is from RefSeq and is a predicted model, not a curated record.